This is a messenger RNA of Python bivittatus (Burmese python), 965 nucleotides long. The record is from RefSeq and is a predicted model, not a curated record. Lineage: Eukaryota; Metazoa; Chordata; Lepidosauria; Squamata; Pythonidae.
UUCAGGAGUUUCCAUGUCCUUUGCUGAAUCUCUCUGACAAGGAAGUGGAAGAAGUAAUAACUGUGAAGUCAACGCAAGAUUCGCAGGAGUCCAUGAGAAUAGCCUGGCGUUACCAGACCAGACCAAAGCAGGAGGUAACCCAUACAGCCUUUUCAAAAUUUGGACACUACUUUGAUUUAUCUAAAACAAUGGCUCCAGAACUAAUCCAGAAUGUUAAGUGGGAUGGUUUUUUCAUUCUUGAAGAAACAGCUUUGGAUCUUGAUGGAAAGUCAUGUAAUAAGACAUGUGGUUACACCAAACUCCUUCAUUCUAUUCAGAAAGUCAUUUAUCAACAAGGAUACAAUGGGUCCACUUUUCAGAAAAAACAAAGAAAUGUGUUGCGAAUAGGAAUUCAGAGCCUUGGUUCAGUAUUAUGGGGUGAUGAUAUCUGUUGUACUGAAAAUCCUGAAAAUAUGCAUAGCCUCACUAGAUUUCUGUAUGUUCUACGUGGCCUCCUAAGAACAUCAUUAUCUGCCUGCAUCAUCACUAUUCCAGCUCAUCUGAUCCAGAAUAAAGCAAUUAUGGAACGUGUUACCAACUUGUCUGAUACAGUAGUUGGUCUUGAAUCAUUUAUUGGCUCUGAGAAAGAAACCAAUCCAUUAUACAAGGAUUAUCAUGGUUUGAUUCACAUACGUCAGAUUCCUCAGCUUAAUAGCUUGAUCUGUGAUGUAUCAGACACGAAGGACCUUGCUUUUAGACUGAAAAGGAAGCUGUUCGUUAUUGAGGAGAUCCUAGAAAGCUGCAGUCACAUAACAGAAAUGCUCAGGAAGCCCUACAUGGACUUGGUUUCAAUCGAUUGCAUUUGCCUCCAGACUUGUCAGACACAGUGAGCCGCACAAGCAAACAGGAUCUGGCAGUCUCCGCCAAAUUGCUGAGCUCAGAAUGUAGUGCGAUGGCCAUGGGCAAGAAGCACCUGGACUUCUAGU